Molecule: messenger RNA, 507 nt
Organism: Angiostrongylus costaricensis
Lineage: Eukaryota; Metazoa; Nematoda; Chromadorea; Rhabditida; Metastrongylidae
Source: the annotation of a GenBank genome assembly
AUGCAGGCAGUACAGGUACUGAAGAAACUGUUCGAUAACUACAGACAGACAACAUCAGGAAAGCUGAAAAUCAUCGAUGCUUAUAUGUUGUACAUCUUGUUGACAGGGAUCGCACAGUUCUCGAAUGUUGAGGUUAUUCGUAUAGGAUCGGAGUCGAUAAAAAUAGUUUUUCAGUUUCUGUAUUGCGUGCUGGUUGGAACGUUUCCGUUCAACUCCUUCUUGUCCGGAUUCAUUUCCACUAUCACAUCGUUUGUCCUGGCUUCAUGUCUUCGUACUCAAGUGAACGAUGAAAACAAAGCAGAGUUCUCGCACAUUUCACCGGAACGAGCGUUUGCUGACUUCAUAUUCGCUCAUAAGUGCGAUGAUGCUAUGCUAAUUAAUGAUUUUAGUUACCCUACCUAUGGAGCUUAUGGAGCAUCGGCGUUUUUAUUGGCAAUAUACUUCUGUGAAUGGAAGACCGUUGGACAGUACAUUCCACUUUGGAACAAACGUUAUGCGGCAGAUUGA